ACGCACUCUGGGAAUCCGUCGCAACCGUCCCUACAACGUCGCUCGCUGUCGCUAUUGUCGGGCCCCAUACAUACCCCCUCCUGUCCAUAACUGAGCCCUGAGCAUACAGUACAGCACCAGCCCCAUACCUACGUCACUAUCAGGGCCUCGCUUUCUAGACGAGAUACGGACGUGCUAGAAGCAACGAGGAGAAGCCUAUUUUCGCUGCCGUCGAUAUCAAUCCGCCAACAACAGAUACAAACAACAUCCUCCCAUAUUCAAUCCCUCAACAAACAUGAGCGACAGAACACCCAGCCCCACCCAAACAAACGGCACUCCACCAGCAUCGCCCGGAAACGAGAAAAUUCGGCAACUAGUCUACGUCAGCCAAGCCAGCCACGGCCUCACAAGCGCCGACAUGGCCGACAUCCUCGUCGAAGCGCGCACCCGCAACGAGGUCUGCAACAUCAGCGGCAUGCUCCUCAUGAACAACGGCCAAUUCAUGCAAUGCGUCGAAGGACCCAGCGGCGCUGUCGAGGAGCUCAUCGACGGAAUCGGGCGCGAUGAACGGCACUGCUUCAUGUCAAUCUUACUUGACCACUUUAUCGAAACCAGGGAUUUCGACUGCUGGUUGAUGGGGUUUAAGGAUCUGUCGAGCAACAAGCAUUUCGCGAAUAACGACGACGUGAUGGAUUCGGCGUUUUUGAGUGAGAUGUCGCAUCCAAGCAGGGCUGUCGCGCUGCUGUCCUCUUUUGCGAAACUGUGAUCUGGUGAAGGGCUUUUCGAUCCCCCAACCCCAUAGAUGGAUGAGAUUGGGAUAGCGUUAUUUCUCCCGGUCAUCGGUCCCUACCUUUUUUUGUAUCAUCAUCAGUAUGCCGAAUAUUCGUGGAUUCUCCACGAAUCUUUCCUUGUUCGUGGCAGGACAACGAACAUCAUACCUCAUAUCCCUCUGACGAGGACACAAGCCUCAGUCGUCUUUUGUGCUCUCUUUCAUAGUCAUCAAAACAAUGUCAGGCGUUCUGUUACGCUUGGGAUACUUGCUCCUUGUUGCUCAAUACUCAUUCUCGAUUGCAUUGACUUUUCUGUGGAUGCAAUCGUAACGAGGUAGCCGUCCUUCCAGGCGAAUCCUGCAGGCCACCUGCGACAAACCACUCUCCCUGCCAUAAGGGAGGCGCAGCAGCACGUUGCCCACUCCACAGAAUCGGCUCAACAAGACGGUUGAGAUGUUCGCCGCCUUCG
Messenger RNA from Fimicolochytrium jonesii, 1218 nucleotides. Its product is annotated as Acylphosphatase-like domain-containing protein. NCBI's taxonomy places the organism in Eukaryota, Fungi, Chytridiomycota, Chytridiomycetes, Spizellomycetales, Powellomycetaceae. The record is from RefSeq and is a predicted model, not a curated record. The transcript is spliced from 2 exons. Gene Ontology annotation, molecular function: FAD binding; blue light photoreceptor activity. The coding region runs from base 275 to 745 and encodes 156 amino acids.